This is a messenger RNA of Durusdinium trenchii, 827 nucleotides long. The record is from the annotation of a GenBank genome assembly. Lineage: Eukaryota; Dinophyceae; Suessiales; Symbiodiniaceae.
ACUCUGCACAGACCACCAGAUCGCCCCGCCCAGCCCGCGCACCGGUGACAACGGCACCGGUGACUUGGCCGUUCGACCAUGGCGCGGCUGGCGCUGAACCUGACCGCGGGCAUCACCGAGUUCUCCAGUCGGAUGUCCCUCAAGAGCAUGUUCUCACAGUUCGGAGAGGUGACGUCCUGUUGGGUGCCACCAGUCGAGGCCCGGCGCAAGGAGACCGCCUGGGUCAAGUUUAGCACCAGCGCCCAAGCCGAGGCAGCGUUGAAUGCGGUGAGUGCCGGGCAGAUCUACCUGGACGGUGUGAAGGUGGAGGCUGAAUGGAGAUCGGCGCCGGCCAAGACACAGGACAGCCGAGACUUUGACGCCAAGGGCAGCAACUUGUUCUCCUCUCGAGACUUGAUGAUGGGCCGGGUGCGGAAAGAGCAGCGUGACGAGGGCCGGUCCACCCGGCAUGGAGGCCGCGAUGACCGGCGGCGGCGGGACCGCAGCCGAAGUCGCGAUCGGGACAGGCGCAACGACAAGAAGAAAGAGAAGAAGAGGAAGUCCCGCAGUAGCAGUAGCAGCAGUAGCAGCACAAGCAGAUGCAAAUACAUGGUUUUUCCCGGUCACGAUCACCAUGCUUUUGGAGCUCCAGGAACUCAAGGUGCUCCAGGAACUUUGUUCCAGGUAGCAAGAGCAAAAAGAAGAAGGAAAAAGGAGUAAAGAUCGUGCGCUUGCCGUCCAAGAAGGGUGACGGUACCAUUGAGAUUGACAGUGACUGAGCACCGGAAAGAUCAAUCUAUAGUCAGUAACGCGGCCGUUUCAUCAGAGAAAAGCCGACGGAUCUGCAA